UCGCCGUGAUAAGAGCGGGGCCGAUCCCAGACCGAGCUCAUUAGCGCCCAAUCAUCCCCAGCCGGUGAACAGGGUCCGCCGGUUCCUCAUGAAAGAACUCUGCCGUUACUCGGGGUGCAAUCUGUUGACCCGGGCCGACCACCCCCGCCACAUGCGCUGACACGUCUCCAGACAUUACACACACCCCGGCGGCUCCGCGGACGGAUCACUCACUCGGCUGCCCCGCUGACACAUCGUGAGACCAUUGGAGAGAGACGCGCCGCGCACGGGGAGGGAAGAUGUUGCUGAAGGAGUACAGGAUAUGCAUGCCUCUCACAGUGGAGGAGUAUCGGGUUGGGCAGCUGUACAUGAUCAGCAAACACAGCCACGAGCAGAGCGAUCGAGGGGAAGGAGUGGAGGUUGUCCAGAACGAACCGUUUGACGACCCGGCUCACGGCCAAGGACAGUUCACGGAGAAACGGGUCUACCUCAACAGUAAAUUACCCACCUGGGCUCAAGCAGUGGUUCCCAAAAUCUUCUACGUGACAGAGAAAGCGUGGAACUACUACCCGUACACCAAAACAGAAUAUACAUGCUCAUUCUUGCCCAAGUUCUCCAUCCACAUAGAGACAAAAUAUGAGGACAACAAAGGAAGCAACGACAAUAUCUUUGACGACGAGCUGAAGGAGCAGGAGAGGGAGGUGUGCUUCGUCGACAUCGCCUACGAUGAGAUCCCCGAGCGCUACUACAAGGAGUCUGAGGACUUGCGCUAUUUCAAGUCCGAUAAGACAUCGCGGGGGAUUCUUCAGGAGGGCUGGAGAGACACCCAGGAUCCCAUCAUGUGCUCAUACAAACUGGUCACCGUCAAGUUUGAGGUGUGGGGUUUGCAGACCCGUGUGGAGCAGUUUGUACACAAGGUGGUUCGGGAUGUGUUGCUGCUGGGACACAGACAGGCAUUUGCUUGGGUGGAUGAGUGGAUUGACAUGACAAUGGAUGAGGUGAGAGAGUUUGAGCGCACCAUCCAGGAGGCCACCAACCAGAAGAUAGGGAUUUUUCCUCCGUCGAUCUCCAUCAGCGAGACGCCGCUGUCCUCCUGUUCCCUCACCGGUCCUGCCAGCGCGCCCACCACCCCGAUGUGCACGGAUGCGCCCGAGUCCCUCUCUGUCUCCAAGGACCGACCCCGCAAGAAGUCCGCCCCGGAGGCCCUCACCCUUCCUGACCCUGCCACAAGCGGCGAUCCCCAAGGCUCUGCCACGAGCCCAGUACCCAUUUCAAACCACCUCCAAUCACCCACCCCACCCGCCGCCGACAAGGAUGUUGCUGAGACGGACUAGCAGGGACCUCGGGGAUGUCCUCCCUCACCCCCCCCCCGUGCUUUACUUAUUCCCCAAGCCCCAUUGUCUCGGUAGCCCAACGAGACUAGCCUAACCUCCAAACGUUAUCUAGUCGUAUCUAAUGAUUUCACGCUCACCGUUGACCUCUACAUCGGGGGUCACUGAUGCCCUCCAGGCCGCUUGCGGGCCGCUUGCAGGCGUGGCGACCUCGCUGCGGUUGGCCGGUCGGUCCAGCCACACGUCUCGUCUUUUAACAACUACUUGUGACAUCUAAAGGAAACAAAGUGCAUCUUUAGUCAUUUUUUUUUGUUGAGCACCAUAUGAAUAAAUAGUUUUGAGUGUUUCCUUACGUUUUCUUCAAUCAGACAAGCCGAUUGCUUUCAGGUUGUUGAGCUAAGUAGUUGCCUUAGCACCACAGAGCCAGUGGUGUUCAUACGUUUUGACAAUGUUUGCGAAUGAAUGCCUGACAUUUAUUAAAUUACAAAUCAAUGACACAAACAGAAGCAGCACAGUAGAAACGAAUACGUGAGUGUAAAACACAGAUGGACGUCCAAGUACCUUCUGAACAGAAGCCCUUAGUAAACGCUUUCCUGCUGAAUAGGUCUGUGGAUCAGAUUGCGCUCAUCUUUUCAUUCCUAAACUCCAAUUAUACAACAGAUGCAAGUUCAGUACGGUCAGAGUUUACACCUCAGGUCUCCCAGACUCUAAAGGCAGGGAUAUUGCUAGAACUUUCUCUCUCUGCUUAUUGCCAAACAGCCACAUUUUAUACCUCCACGGAUGUUGCACAACAGCAACCAGUGUAUGUACUGUAGCAGUCUACUUAACCCUUGGAAUGUUUACACAUCAGAGACCUUGGAUCAUUUGCAUAACUGCAGUCAUGUUUUACUUAAAGCUGUUAUCUAUCUGCAUCUAGCAUGACAAUGGUGGUUUAUUGACUCUAAGGUAGAAUGUGAGGCGUUUUCUUGCAUGGAUCCUAUUCAAGUGGACUGAGAGGUCAGUACAACAACUCAGAAGGAAAGUGUUGACAAUUUGAUCAAAUCCAAUUAUUGUCACAGGUAGAGGAACAAGGCCAUUUGCGUAGUUUAAAAAAAUAUAUUUUCUGAUCUUUAUGCACAUGGAGAUAAUGACAACCCCAAGCAUGAUUUAAGGAGAGGAGCACAUGCAUCAAGCUGACUUGAGAAUGUGCUUUGUCAGCUGCAAAGCUUGGGCUUUUGUGGGCGUGAACCUUUAUUUGGAAAAGAGGGAAACCCUUAAACAGCAACUUGUACUUAGACCCCCCCCCCCCCCCCCCCCCGCAAUGCUAUUACUUAAUGGGUUUUAUAUGCUGCAUGGAAUGCUCACAUUAUGUGAAGUAUAUACUGUAAGUGAAUGGAUUGGUACAGUGCAUUUGGUGAGGCAACUGUGUGGAGCGGAGUGAGAACUUUGUAAGCUGUAUACUGAUUUUGUACAAUAGAAAAGGGCGUUUUCUGAGUGAAACGUUGGCAUGCCCAGAGAAUAUAGGCCUAAAACUCUUUUUAACGCAGUGCCUCAGCAUGCAAAUAUUUUAUCAUCUCCUACAAGUGAGUAAACCAAAAACGUAUUGACAGAAGAACAACAUUUCAUUGCUUUAGUUUGCCUGUUUUCUAUCUCAAAUGUUUCAUUUAACCAAUUAUUGAAAAAUAGCAUUAGCUCCAUUCAUUGGCGUAACUAGAAAAUAAUAAAAAUCAAACUAUCAGGGUUAACCUUUGCGGUUUUUGCCAUCUCUUCCAUUACAACAUUUUUUGCUCCCCGGUGCAUAAACAAGUUGCAGCUUGACAUUCAGUGGCAAUUCAUUGAUACCUUAUUUGGCAGUGAAGAAAUGUGUUGUUCAAAUCUGUUAUUCAGCAUAAUGACUUUUAAGAGGUUCCAGAAGAAAGUCGUUAAUGGUCUUGCCAUGAAAAAUGUUAAUAUGCACAGAUUCUCAAUUGCCUUAGUUAGUGGCUCCUAUAUUGAAUAAUUUAUAAAUCGUACAUCUCUGGCAUUGGCCAUCUCUCUUGUUCAGGACAGCUUGUGCAGAUAUCGAGGGGCAUGUUUGAUGGAACAUUGACUAGUAGUAAUAAUAAUGCACAUAAUAUCUAAUUAUGUAACAUUAAGCUCUGCUCUGUUUAAAAGAGUAACAUUGGGUAUUGUAAAUACUAUUAAUGACUGAUACGGUUUCCUACCCUGAAACGUUCAAGUUGCAUUGCUGAUGUGCUCAAAGAGUUCAAAUAGAGAAGGAUAGUCUUAAGUGUUGGUAAGGAUCACGUCUUCAAAGUUUGAUUAAAUGUAUGAAGUCAUCUAUUGAUAAUACUGAAUAUCACCUCAUUCAUUCAUUCUUCAUAGAGUAUCAGGAAUCCUCAGUGGUGCACUUUUAAUGGUCCAGUUGCUUUUUGGUGGCAAAAUGAUUUGUACACGUAAAACUGAAUGAAGCUUUUUUUUAUUUUUUCGGUGGCGUAGCUGCUUUCUCAUUUCUUGCAGAGGUGAUCGACCCGUUUUGUUUUGUUGUAGUAAACCUGCUGUACUUUAAAUCUGUGGUUGCUGUAUUGUUUGAAAUCAUUUCUUUAGAUUUAAGGACCAAGUUUUUUGCUCCCUCUUCCAUCCCUUUGUUGCAGAUUUUGCCUUCGUCCAGGCGGUUUUUCUGUUCCCCUGAUAACUGGGACUUGUCUGACCAACCAGUGUCAAUGAGUCUGCUCCACUGCUGUGACUGAAACCAGUAACAGCCCAGUGUGUUUCACUCGGUGUUGUAGAUCAGGUGGCGUUUUUUCUUUUGCAGCUUUCUACUUUGAUUCUAAACUGGUCCUAAAUGGGCCAUUUGUGUUCGGGAAGUCACUUCUUCCACUCUAUCUAUUGUGUUUGUUUUAUUUUUACUUCUAUUUGAGGUUGAUUUUGUUCUUUAUUGUAAUUGUUUACUUUCUCAGAAACAGAAAAAUAAACUUGACUAGCUAUUACAAAACUGUUAAUUGUUUCGU
This is a messenger RNA of Pungitius pungitius (ninespine stickleback), 4279 nucleotides long. RefSeq names its product cytoplasmic phosphatidylinositol transfer protein 1-like. Gene Ontology annotation, biological process: phospholipid transport. The transcript is spliced from 9 exons. The coding region runs from base 279 to 1313 and encodes 344 amino acids. The record is from RefSeq and is a predicted model, not a curated record. NCBI's taxonomy places the organism in Eukaryota, Metazoa, Chordata, Actinopteri, Perciformes, Gasterosteidae. Gene Ontology annotation, cellular component: cytoplasm. Gene Ontology annotation, molecular function: phosphatidylinositol binding; phosphatidylinositol transfer activity.